Culicoides brevitarsis is the source of this 1133-nucleotide messenger RNA. RefSeq names its product extracellular superoxide dismutase [Cu-Zn]-like. NCBI's taxonomy places the organism in Eukaryota, Metazoa, Arthropoda, Insecta, Diptera, Ceratopogonidae. The record is from RefSeq and is a predicted model, not a curated record. Gene Ontology annotation, biological process: superoxide metabolic process. Gene Ontology annotation, molecular function: copper ion binding. Bases 55 to 858 code for a protein of 267 amino acids. The transcript has 5 exons.
UUACUUAGUCGUCUGUUAACUUUUGUCGCGAAACGAUUAAAAACCUUUAAAAAAAUGAAUAAAUUACUUCCAAUUCUAUCGGUAAUUGCCUCAUUCGGUUUCAUUACAGCGACUGGUCAGUUUUUCGGGGAUUUUGACGUAAGCAAUGGACAGCCGAUACAUUUAGUGCCUGUCUACAACCCAAAUUCGGGGCAUUUUGCGCCGCAGGCUGCUCAGUACGCACAGCCGCAAUACCAAACUCACGACUUUGGUGGCUACGAAGAUUAUCGGCCCGUGAUCACGUGCGGUCCAAAUAACGGUCCCAUCUCCGCCAUCGCCGUCUUAAAAAGCGAAACUGUCUCUGGAAACGUGACUCUCACGCAAAAAUCCUGCAACGACCCUUUGCACGUCGAAGUCUCCUUCACAGGCCUCUCUCCCGGCUAUCACGGCUUCCAUGUUCACGAAAAGGGCGAUCUCAGCGGCGGAUGUCUCAGUACCGGAGGUCAUUACAACCCCGACAAAGUCGAGCACGGCGACAUUCACGACACCAUUCGUCAUGUUGGCGACUGGGCAAAUGUUGAAGCGAACGCCGAAGGCAUCGUAAAUGUCGCUUUUGACGACAAAGUCGCUACUUUAUUCGGCGAACGCUCAAUUUUGGGACGUGCCAUUGUCGUUCACGAGAAAAUUGACGACUUGGGACAAGGAGGACAUCCCGACUCGAAGAAAACUGGCAAUGCUGGCGGAAGAUUGGCAUGCGGCGUCAUCGGAAUUCUGGAACCCUAUGAAGGAGGAUGGCCCGGAUCUGGCGCCUCGUCGAUGGUUUCAUGGCGAAUUUUGACUUUUUUCGCUGCAUUUGUUGCUUUUUUCGUUCGUUGCUGAAGAAAAAUUCACUGAACUGCCCAAAAAUGUCAAUUAAACCACACCUUUUACACCGAAAAACUAAACACGAAGCAAUAAAAAUGUCUCGAGCUGAUAAGAAAAGUGAAAAAUCCUAUAAAUACCACGUUUUUGGAUGCAUGUCUGCCCCAAAAAUGACAUGCCAUGUAAUUAUUUUGGAUGAAUUUGUGUUUUUUUGUAACUAUUUUUGUAGUUGUUUAAUAAAAAGUUGUUGAAAUUUUCGUAAAAAAAUAUUUUUGGGAAAUUUUUUAUUAAAA